GUUGCGCAUACAGAGAUGGCUGAGAAUCUGAACCAGGAGAUGUGGAGGCAGAGAAGGCAGAGACUGGAAGCAUUAAUCAGGGCCGACCCGAACCAGCGACGGCAUGAUCCUGCAGAACCUGACAAUAUUGUGGAUCCUCGGCUAUACUUGGCUGCGAAGAAAGGGGACAUCGACGAGUUCAUCAGAGCCCUAGAGGAUCAUUGCGCCCGGGAAAGAGUGUCGUUGCCCAUUGUUCUCGGACUGCGCAGCCCCUCCAAGAAUACACUGCUUCACGCAGCGGCAGAGAGUGAUGAUAAUGUCAGAGCGGUCAUCGAUUUCGUCCCUAAGCACUUGAUCUCCUGUAAAAACUCCAGAGGAGAGACGCCGCUACACAUUGCGGCUAGAGCUGGGAAAACCAUUGCGGUGGAGCUUCUCCUUCCCCAGGGGAACCCAAGAUGCACUGACCGCAGCGGCAACUCCGCUCUGCACGAGGCCGUGAGGAAUCGCCAUUACGAGGUAAUCCGUCAACUGGUGAGUGAAGACCCCAAUCCGCUGUAUUAUCAGAAUAAGGAAAGCAAGUCUCCAUGGUGCGUAGCAGUCAAAACAGAGGAUUUGGAGGUUCUCAGGGUCUUGUUGGGAGCACCAAACGAUGGGGAAGACCAGAGGAGAUUAGACAUUGAAAGGGUCUUUGGCAUGUCACCCGUUCAUGUCGCCAUUAUGUACCAGAAUAUGGAUAUGCUGAACGCGACGUGGAAAAGGAAGCCGUGGCUAUUUCAAUUGAGAGAUGUGGGAAACGGCACUCCACUCCAUUUGGCGGCGUACAGCAAUUAUCACGAUGGAGUCAGGUUCUUGAUGGAGAAGUGCCCAACAAGCGCCCUGGAGCAAGACAGCACGGACGGCUAUCUUCCUAUCCAUGUUGCUUGCAUGAUGAAUCACAUCGGGAUCGUCAAGGAGCUACUUUGGCGAUGGUCAGACCCUGCAGAGUUUCUAACUAGGCUGGGACAAAACAUUCUUUACGUGUCAGCGAGGUACGGAUGCAAUCCGACUGUCAAAGAAAUAAUGAAAAAUCCCAAUUUUAGCCAACUCAUAAAUGCGAGAGAUUUCGACGGGAAUACGCCUCUGCAUCUGGCUGCGUUGCACUAUCAACCUUCGAUCAUGUUUCUUGCACGAGACAGAAGAGUUGAUCUUAAGUUGGUCAAUAAGAAUAAAAUGACGGCUCUCGACAUGGCAGACCAGGACAUUAAAGCAAUUGGUGCUCCACUUCGGAAGAGAUUAAUAUGGAUAAUUUUGGUAUCUGCCGGAACACCGAGAAGUAGAGAAUUAGAUAUCUGCAAGCCAACCGGUCGCAGCCCAUGGAAACGAAAGGAACUGCAGGAACCGGAUAGAUCUAAGGACAAAGCGAAUACUCGCAUGGUCGUGGCGGUGCUUAUGGCCACUGUCACUUUCACUUCUAAUUUUUCCGUUCCAGAAGGGUAUAAUGGUUCUGACCCAGAUGCUGGAAUCCCUAUAUUGCUCCACAAAGCCAUGUACAAUGUCUUUGUGAUUAGCAACUCCGUGGCCAUGUAUAGCUCGAUCAUGACCAUCGUGAUCCUCCUUUGGACACAUAUUAAUGAUCCUUACGUGAUGGGAGUUACCCUUUUCCUAUCAACUUUCCCAUUGUUGGUAGCUCUUGCCGCAAUGCCUCUGGCAUUCAUGGCAGGCAUCUACGUGACCGUAACCAAACUAGCUUGGCUUUCGAUUUUUGUCUUGGUCUUUGGAUCCUUCGCCCUCUACAUUAUCUUGAGUUUCUUCAUUUUGUUGUAUUUUUUUCCGCUUGGGUGCAGAAAUCCUCUUAUUCAUGGCUUCACAGACAGACUUAUUUUAGUGGUUCUUGCGAUAGCGAGGAGAGAGGCUGCAGGGAGGGAGACUGCGGCACGUGCAGCUACAGCCAUCCGGGGCACUUGUGACGAUAACCAACCGCCCCCACUUGAAUAGAUCA
Messenger RNA from Syzygium oleosum, 1957 nucleotides. Its product is annotated as protein ACCELERATED CELL DEATH 6-like. Gene Ontology annotation, molecular function: protein phosphatase 1 binding; protein phosphatase regulator activity. NCBI's taxonomy places the organism in Eukaryota, Viridiplantae, Streptophyta, Magnoliopsida, Myrtales, Myrtaceae. Bases 16 to 1953 code for a protein of 645 amino acids. Gene Ontology annotation, cellular component: plasma membrane. The record is from RefSeq and is a predicted model, not a curated record. The transcript is spliced from 4 exons.